Messenger RNA from Caenorhabditis sp. 36 PRJEB53466, 2226 nucleotides. Lineage: Eukaryota; Metazoa; Nematoda; Chromadorea; Rhabditida; Rhabditidae. The record is from the annotation of a GenBank genome assembly.
AUGCGUCGCUUCCUACUUCUUCUUUCGCUUUUAUUCGUCGAUUGUCUCGGGUCGAUAAGUGCAGGUAAGCUUCUACUUUUUGUCGCCUUCUCGUGGAGGUCUUGUGUACUCGUACGAGUUACUGAACCUAGAAAUCAAUACUAAUACUAUUUGCCCAUCGAAUCAAAGGCGCCGAGAAGAUUAUCAUAAUAUCUGUUUGACCGGACGUGUAUUUGCUUUCAGACAACACGUUCAAGGACCGGAAUAUUGGCGAGUUCCGCGAACUUCUCAUCGACACAAAAGCCGGCGCGCUUUUUGUCGGAUCCGAAGGCGCCGUCUUCCGGUUAUGGGCGUACAACGUGAACGACACCGGCGAGAAUGUGUUCGCGAAAAAGCAAUUGGUGCUCAGCGACUCCGAAGAGUCGGAGUGUCGUUCCACGGCGAGCGAUGAGCGUCUGUGUCGCCCGUCGACCCGAUUCCUCGCGUUCACCAACAACCUCGACUCGAUCUACGUUUGCUCUUCUGUCGGAAUGCGUCCGGAAAUCCGUGUAUUGGACUCGGUUUCUCUCCAAGACCAACAAGAACCGAGAACCGAAAUAGGAAUCUGUGUGGUUGACCCGACUUUUAACUCGACUGCAGUCGUCGUCGAUAACGGAAAUCCGGAAGACGCGGUGUCGGUGUACUCGGGCAUCCGAACGGGUAUGGGCGGUGAGAACCAUCUCAUCUACCGACCGCCGUUGACGAAGGCAGGAAAGCAGUUGCACGCAAGCAUCCGGACCAUCUACUCUGACAACAAAUGGCUCAACGAGCCCCAAUUCGUCGGCUCCUUUGAUGUCGGUCAACACGUUCUGUUCUUCUUCCGCGAAAUUGCGCAUGACAACUCGUUCGGCGAGCGGAUCGUGCACAGUCGUGUCGCGAGAGUGUGCAAAAAGGAUAUCGGCGGCAGAAAUGUCCUUCGGCAGGUGUGGACUUCUUUCGUGAAGGCCAGACUCAACUGCUCGGUUUCUGCCAACUUCCCCUUCUAUUUCGAUCAUAUUCGUGAGUCAUCUAGCGUUUUCUCGAUUCAUAAACAGUGUGAACUAUUUCAGAAUCUGUGAAGCGAGUCGAUAAGCACGGCGAGACGUUCUUCUACGCCACCUUCAGUACUUCUGAGACGGCGUUCACGUCUUCGGCCAUUUGCAUGUUCCAACUCUCCUCCAUCAAUCAUCUUCUGGACACUGGACUUCUGAUGGAGGAGACUGCGAACGGUCAGUUCUCCGUGACAGCCGAAGAGAUUCCAGCACACCGCCCGGGAACUUGUUCCUCGAACUCUCACAGCAUUUCGGAUACCGACCUUCAUUUCGCCAAAACCCAUCUUCUGGUCGCUGAUUCCGUUUCUGGAGGCUCUCCAAUCCUGUCGCUCCGCGACUUUGUCUACACUCACAUCGUCGUCGACGUCCUUCAGAAUCAGAACGUCAUCUUUGCGUUUGACAGUGCGAGACGGCAAAUGUGGAAGGUUUCGCAUUGGAAAGAAGGAAACGAAUGGAAGUGGAAUCUCAUUGAGCAGCAGAAACUUUCCGUCGACUCUAAGAUCAAUGACGUGGCUCUUCUGCCCUCGGAAUUCUUCUUUGCAUCUUCUAAAUCCGGAGUGUCGCAGUUCUCAGUCGCCAGAUGCGAGUACCUCCCGUCCUGCGCCCUCUGCUCUCUUGAUCCCUACUGUAGCUGGAAUGCGGUCAACUCGAAGUGUGCUCUUAAAACGAAAACACACGAGAAGUCGGUCGGAUGGAUAAGUGGAUCAUGGGCGGGACGCAUCUCUCCGGAAUGUAGUGCCGUCGAGAAGUUGACCGUGAAGGACGUAUACCUCGGCGACGGAAUCAAACUGGACGGAGCCAGAGACGGCACGUGGCAGAAGGACGGAGUGGAAGUCGAGAGUUCCGGGCGGCACAUUAUCACUUCUCAGGGAGAACUCAUAAUUCUCGACGUUAUGUCUUCCGAUUCGGGCACCUAUGAAUGCGUCAGAAGGAACACGAUAGUGAUGCGAUCCAGAAUUGCUGUUCAUGGUAAGCACACACUAUUUUCCCAUUUUCUUCAGCUCAAAGUCAACCUCUUCCAGAAAACUGUGCCCGCCCCACAAGUGUGUCCGAAUAUCGUUCGUGCCAACGAGAAUGGUGCAAGAAGGCGGACGCCUACAAAGCCGCUCUCAACAUCUGGAGCGAUGGAAACAAGAAAAAUGUACAGUGCAAGGCAAACCAAUCGAAAGUGCUGUAG